ACUGUGGUUAAACAACUGAAGAUUCAAAUUCCUUCGACCCCUUCGACGGCUUCGACGGCUUCGACUGGUCUUGUAGGAGGUAGCACGUGGUAGCACGCUUGCAGGUUUCGUACUUUUGCUCCUUCCUCGCGAAAACAACCAUGGAAGCGAGUUCGAUCCAACGUAGAACGUCCAGGAUUCCCGUAAGGAAGUUCACGUUGAAACCAAAGGAAAUUUCGACCGGUGAAACCUCCCGUAUACCCAGGGCUUGUUUUCGAACCUCCUCCAGCGAGCUGAAAAUAGCUGCUGAUAAGGAAACUGAUAGAGUACGUCGCAUCGGCAGAAUAAAAGAAAAUAAAUAUUCUAAAAGCGGUAGUGUCAGUGGCGUUAGCCAAAUAGCCUGGGAACCUAGAGAGCGAACUAGGAAGCCCUCCAUUUGCUUACAUGUUAAGGUGAAUAACAAUCCGCAAACAUCUGUAAAACAAAUGACAAAGCCGGGUCAUAUCAACACUCGAGCAACUAGUAAACGCCACGUGCGCGCUGUCUCUGAGGUAAUGUCACCACUUAGGGUCACACGUAGUACGAGAGCCAGCUCUGUUGAUCCAAAACCCCUACGUUCUUUAGCCAAAAAGCAAAUUCCAUUGAAGGAUCGUGUGCCCUAUGUACAAUUGGAUACGAUAAAUGAAAUUGACGAAAUAAAUAAAAUCCCAAGUAUAGAUAAAGCAUCACCUGAAGUCCUAAAAUCUUCUAAAGAAAAUAUAUCUGAAAAUUUAUUAGAUAUUUCUACUGAAGAGCAAAAGAGUGACAAGGAAAAUGAAAUACUGAACAUUAAUAACGACGUUCAGUCAAACAUUAGUCAUUCAUUCUUUUUUGAUUUAUCAUUUAUAAAAAAUAGAUCCCCUGAUCUAAUUUUAUUUUCACCGUAUAAAAGUGAAGAUUUUAUUUUCUUCUCACCGAAUUGAAGAAACGGGCUAAACAUAUUCAGUUAUCUGUUGUAGAGGAUAAUACUUGUGAAGAUAUGUCUCAGAUUAAUGAGAAAGAAAAAAAGAAGAAGAAGAAACGAGAAGAUGCUUGGAAUUUCUGCUACCACGGGUGAUCUGUCUGAUAAUCAUGAUAUACUGUCAAUUCGUUUGUUUGAAUUAGACUUACCAAAUGACCCCAAGGAUCAAGAAGAUAGAUCACAAAUUGUGCCAUCAGCAGCAUUCUAUGAGCAACCAAGAGAACGUAUAGAAGAUACGAAGCAGUCUAGCAUGAGUGGAAUAAAACUUUUCCUACUGAUGUUGAUUGGCGCGCUCGUAAUAAUAGCCUGUGUUGUCAUUGCCAUUGUGCUAUAUCAGAAGCAUCAAGAGAAAAGCAGAAAACGAUUUUACUAAGUCAGGGUUUAGAUAGGCUGUGUGUAUGUGUGUGCGGGGGUUUUAAGCGUUGCAGCUUACCGAUUUCUCUUUUAUCCAAGAUUUCUUGUAUACACACAAGAUGUAAAUCAUGAAAUGCUCAUAAGACUGUCUUUGAUUUCUGUUCACAAAUUUGAUGCAAAUCUUUGUUUUUUGUAUAAAAAUAAGUCUUCGGGGUAAAGGAGGAGUGCGAGUGCGUGUGCGUAUGCAUGAGCAAUUGUACAUUGAUUGGGCUCAAUGUACAUUUAUUUGAGUUGAUUAUAGUCAGUAAAAAUACAUAUUUAUUGCAGUUU
Messenger RNA from Vollenhovia emeryi, 1663 nucleotides. RefSeq lists its product as uncharacterized. NCBI's taxonomy places the organism in Eukaryota, Metazoa, Arthropoda, Insecta, Hymenoptera, Formicidae. The record is from RefSeq and is a predicted model, not a curated record. The coding region runs from base 141 to 941 and encodes 266 amino acids. The transcript has 4 exons.